Liolophura sinensis is the source of this 2061-nucleotide messenger RNA. Its product is annotated as phosphatidylinositol 3,4,5-trisphosphate 3-phosphatase TPTE2-like. Gene Ontology annotation, biological process: transmembrane transport; dephosphorylation; monoatomic ion transport. The coding region runs from base 129 to 1736 and encodes 535 amino acids. Gene Ontology annotation, molecular function: phosphatidylinositol-3,4,5-trisphosphate 3-phosphatase activity; monoatomic ion channel activity. The transcript is spliced from 15 exons. Gene Ontology annotation, cellular component: membrane; cytosol. NCBI's taxonomy places the organism in Eukaryota, Metazoa, Mollusca, Polyplacophora, Chitonida, Chitonidae. The record is from RefSeq and is a predicted model, not a curated record.
CGGAGACGUCUUGGAUGCGACUGAUUGAGGUUUGAUUUGACCAAACGAAGGAAGUAAAGUGCAGCGGGGUCUGGGUGCAGCAGUAGCUAUCACACACCGUUCAUAUGUAAAUUCUGCCACAUUAUAUCAUGGAUUAUCAGAAAUUCGACAAUGAUGCUGAGGAGGAUGACGACUCAGCAAAGGAGACAACACAGGAUGAAGUUCGUAUCGAAGUUGAGGACAUCAAAACUAAUCAGCCUGAGUUCUUUGCUAAAGAGAAGAGACAAAAUGCCACAUACAUAGAUGAUCCAUCAGCUCUGCACCCUCCUAAAACUCGCUUAGAGGCUGUACAGAGGAAGGUCCAGUCGGUAGUUGAGCACAUAGCAUUUCGUCUAGCCACAGUUUUCCUGAUUGUGUUAGACUUCAUCCUGGUCAUCAUAGAACUUUCCAUUGAUCCAUGUGAUAAUGGAAAUGGAAUGGAAGUUGUGUCACAUAUCAUCAUAACUUAUUUCGUGAUUGAGGUGUGUGCUCGGAUUUUCUAUAAAGGAGCUGACUUUUUCCGAAGUUGGAUCGAUGUUGUGGAUAUGGUGAUCGUGCUCAUAUCAUUUAUCGUUGAAAUGGUGUUUGCUGGAUUGUCAGGAAUGAAUCGCUGUAACAAAAUCUCUUAUGCCAAAUUGCUGGUGAUUGGGCGAGCAUUCCGGAUUUUCCGCAUCGUCAGAACAAUGUACUUCUUAUUUACACAAAAGAGACAGGUGGCUCAAGCAUCAAGGAAAAUUGUGUCACAGAACAAACGUAGAUAUCAGAAGGAUGGAUUUGACCUUGACCUUUGUUAUAUUACAGAGCGGGUUAUAGCCAUGUCCUUUCCAUCUAAAGGCCUCAUGGCAAUGUACAGGAACCCAAUCAGGGAGGUGGCUAGAUUUUUAGACACAAAGCACAGAGACCACUACAAAGUGUAUAAUUUAUGCAGUGAGAGAGAUUAUGAUGAGUCACUGUUUCAUGAUCGUGUGGAGAGAAUUCAUAUUGAUGACCAUAAUGUGCCGACUAUUCACGAUAUGAUAAAAUUUGCUGCAAGUGCCAAAGAAUGGAUGAGUGAGGACGAGAAUAACAUCAUAGCUGUACACUGUAAGGGCGGUAAGGGGAGGACUGGUACCAUGAUCUGUGUCUGGCUCGUGGAGAGUGGCUUGUUUGAACAAGCACAGGACAGUUUAGAUUAUUUUGGUGAUAGGAGAACAGAUUUGAAUGUCGGAACAAAGUUUCAAGGCGUGGAAACACCUAGUCAGAGUCGUUAUGUGGGAUAUUUUGAGAUUAUUAAGAAGGAGUUGGGUGGAGAAGCCCCUCGAUCUAAACGGUUGAAAAUGAAGUCUGUGAAGAUAGCAGGGUUAAGGGGUGUUGGGAAGGGAGAUGGCAGUGACUUCAGCAUGGAGAUCUACAUGGAUCGUGAACUGAAGUUUGACUGUAACUUUGGUGCCAGUAGGAACUGUCAGGUGAUGCGCUAUGCUGAUGCAGAGACUGUAGUCUGUAACUUGACCAAUGCACCAGUCCUGGAAGGAGAUAUCAAAGUCCGCUUUACCUGUACAUCUAAUAUACCCAGGGGAUAUGAAAAUUGUCCAUUUUACUUUUGGUUCAACACUUCAUUCAUUGAGGAGAACAGGCUGCAUUUGCUGAGGCAAGAGCUAGAUAACCCUCACAAGAAGAAAACCUGGCACGUGUUCAAGGAGAAUUUUGUCAUUGAUGUCACCUUUGAAGAUGCAGAAUGAAAGAAAAUAUAUGAUCCGUGUGGUAAUAUCUACAUGUACAACUGUUAAACACCAACAUAGGAUAGCAUGAUAUCCAGCUAUAGUCUGGUUUUAUGUUUAAAUUCUAUUUUCAAAAACCAUAUCAUAUACAUUUUAUAUUUUAAUACUAAUGUUCGGUAAUUUCCUGUUAAUAAGUCAUAUAAAAGAAAAUAGUCUUUUUUACCCCAUGUAUUUGAACUUUGUUAGCGAGAUUCUUCACGCCCAUGUAUACAUCUAUACAGAUACAUUCAUCUAAUUCUACAUGUAUGUACUUUGUUCUCGUUAUUGUUAACCAUGUAUGUUGUUU